Messenger RNA from Daucus carota subsp. sativus, 889 nucleotides. RefSeq lists its product as uncharacterized. Lineage: Eukaryota; Viridiplantae; Streptophyta; Magnoliopsida; Apiales; Apiaceae. The record is from RefSeq and is a predicted model, not a curated record. The coding region runs from base 192 to 722 and encodes 176 amino acids. The transcript is spliced from 3 exons.
CCGAAGUGCCCUAAAAAAGACGGGCAGCUAUCUCUCACCUCCUCCCUCUUACACCACACCAAACACACACACUCGUCUACCAACGGCUCAGAAUGAACGUUGCUCUUCUCAGCAUUCUCUGAGGUUUUAGACUCUUUAAACCUCCAGAUCUGCCUUGAUCUACAUUUCUGGUUGUUAUAAUUGGUGUACGGAUGGAGGUGGCGAAAGUGGUAACGUGCGCUGGGGAGACAGUGGUGGUCAUGUUACUUGUCGCUUUAGUCAACGCGCACCUCUCAGCUCUUCUCCUUCGGGAUUUUUUUCAAGGAUUUGGCGAGUAUCCUAUACACAAUGAAGAUGAUUAUAUUUCAUCCGCCACUAAAGUGUUGGAUGCUGAAGGAGUCGAAGAUGAUGAUAAUGAUGACGAUGAGGAUGGUGAUUUCGAUGAAGGUGAGGAAGACCCGUCUUCUGAAGAUUAUGGCGGCAAGUCUAAUAAUAAAGAAAACUCAAAGAAUGGUUCCGGCAAAGGUGACAAACAAGGGAAUGGUGAUGAGGAGGAUGAAGAAGAAGAUGAUGAAGACGGAGAUGAGGAUGGCGAUGAUCAAAACAAUGACGACGACGAGGAAGAAGAUGAUGAUGACGAUGAGGGGGACAAGACAGAGGAAGUUGAGGAUAAGGACGAGGCGGAGGAGGAGGAAGAAGAGGAAGAUGAAGAAAUCCAACCUCCAAAGAAGAGGAAGAAGUAGAUUAGGAUUAACAAGUGAUGCAGGCCUACUCAAUGUACUCUCAUAAAGGACUUUCGUAUCUGCUUCUUUAUUAUGUAAACCUAAAAGAUAAUCUUCACAACUCUUUCCUUGGCAAAACCAUAAUGUAAUCAUCUUUACUUAACAUAAAUGAGAUGUAAUACAAACUA